AAGCUUCGAAAAAACAUGUCGUGGUUUUACACAUUCAUAUCCCUCUGCUUCAUCAAUGCCAUCGCGAACCUGGGUGCUGUUGGUUAUUUACUUGCUCUCCUACGGGAUCCGGAAACAGUCCAACACCAAUACUACGUCUAUACAAUGAGUGCUAGGCCUGAUGGAUUAUCGCCAAUGAGCAUCUUGCCUGAGAGGGUGCUUGAGGGAGGUCUGUGGCUCACUCUUGUGACAUCUGCCAUUACGGUUAUCGAUGUGCCUAUUAUGGCUAUGCUCUGGCGACGUAUCGAGAGACGAUGGUUGGCGGUCCUGGGACUCAUGUGUUUUGUCAACGUUCUUCUAGGUUGCUCUGCGUUACUUCAGACGUUUCGAGAUCACCUUGAAUACGUUGGUCCUGAAUCGCCAAACGAAUGGCUUUAUAUAAUUGCACCGACGGCUGGCGCCUACCAUCAAUAUGCCAGCUCCACAGGAGCCCGAAUCAAGACAUUCAGCUGUGCUCUUGCCAAAGCAGCGGUGGAUCCUCAGGAUGAUUUUGCAACUCACUUGUGUCAUAUUGCGCCUAGCAGCAGCUACAGCCUCGUCGAGCAGAGUAAUUAG
Molecule: messenger RNA, 594 nt
Organism: Aureobasidium musti
Lineage: Eukaryota; Fungi; Ascomycota; Dothideomycetes; Dothideales; Saccotheciaceae
Source: the annotation of a GenBank genome assembly